AUGGCACAUAGAUUGUUAGUUAAUGUGAUAUUUACGGGGGCGUCUGUAUUUGGAAGAGCAUUUUCAGAGGCAUACAAACAGGCGGCGAAGACAUCUGCAGCUGCUGCAUCAACUGGUGUCAAAAAGUCUGCUAGUGUAGGUGGGAUAAAUGUGGAUGAAGCACUCAAAAUAUUAGAUUUGGAGAGAAAAGACUUGUCAUUGGAUAAAAUAGAUGAAAAAUAUGCAUAUCUAUUUAAUAUGAACUCGAAGGAAAAGGGAAACUCAUUUUAUUUGCAGAGUAAGGUGUAUUAUGCUAUGGAUUCUUUAAGAAAAGAAUUAGAGUUUUUGAAUGAACUACAGAAGAAGAAAUCUGGAGCGGGAAGUGGUGGAAAACAAAGUAAAGACCAAUAG
Molecule: messenger RNA, 390 nt
Organism: Priceomyces carsonii
Lineage: Eukaryota; Fungi; Ascomycota; Pichiomycetes; Serinales; Debaryomycetaceae
Gene: PAM16
Product: import motor complex subunit
Exons: 1
Coding region: 1-390 (129 amino acids)
Biological process (GO): protein import into mitochondrial matrix
Cellular component (GO): TIM23 mitochondrial import inner membrane translocase complex
Source: RefSeq, a predicted model, not a curated record